This is a messenger RNA of Hirundo rustica (Barn swallow), 618 nucleotides long. RefSeq names its product interleukin 18 (gene IL18). The transcript is spliced from 5 exons. NCBI's taxonomy places the organism in Eukaryota, Metazoa, Chordata, Aves, Passeriformes, Hirundinidae. The coding region runs from base 4 to 609 and encodes 201 amino acids. The record is from RefSeq and is a predicted model, not a curated record.
AAGAUGAGUGCUGAAGAGAUCCUCAUGUAUCCAGUAGAACUCGGAAAAAAUUUCUGCCUCUAUUUUGACGACGACGAUGAGCUGGAGUGUGAUGCCCUCUGCAAGGAGAAGACUCUGCACCGAGUGCUGAGGAACGUGAACAGCCAGCUGCUCGUGGUGCGCCCAGACCUGAACGUGGCAGCCUUUGAGGACGUGACAGACCAGGAGAUGCAAUCUGGCGAAGGGAUGCAUUUCAGCAUUCACUGCUACAAAACCACCACGCCCUUAGCAGGGAUGCCCGUGGCCUUCAGCGUCCAAGUGGAAGACAAGAGUUAUUACAUGUGCUGUGAGAGGGAGUGUGGAGAAAUGAUCGUUCGAUUCAGGGAAGGAGAAGUUCCCAAAGAAAUUCCUGGUGAAAGCAACAUCAUCUUUUUCAAAAAGACGUUUACACCUUGCUCCUCCAAAGCGUUUAAGUUUGAAUACUCAAUGGAACAGGGAAUGUUCUUGGCCUUUGAGGAAGAAGGCUACCUGAGGAAAUUAAUCCUAAAGAAACAGUCGAAAGAUGAAGUGGAUGAAACCAUGAAGAUGAGUUUAUCUAAUUUCAGUCAGAAUGAAAAUCACAACUUAUGAUGUAACACU